Molecule: messenger RNA, 3358 nt
Organism: Scheffersomyces coipomensis
Lineage: Eukaryota; Fungi; Ascomycota; Pichiomycetes; Serinales; Debaryomycetaceae
Gene: CUP2
Product: Cup2p
Exons: 1
Coding region: 370-3030 (886 amino acids)
Biological process (GO): intracellular copper ion homeostasis; intracellular iron ion homeostasis; positive regulation of transcription by RNA polymerase II
Cellular component (GO): nucleus
Molecular function (GO): DNA-binding transcription factor activity, RNA polymerase II-specific; copper ion binding; RNA polymerase II cis-regulatory region sequence-specific DNA binding
Source: RefSeq, a predicted model, not a curated record
AGUUUCAUCAAGCUUUCUGAUACUGUACUAGAGUAGUUAGAAAUACCAGGUACUUCAUUAAGAUUCAUUCUAAACACAUUUAACAUAACCCCAAAUAUCAGUUUUGCCUCCUUUUGCAAAACUAAAUCACUAACACCAAAUUUACAUCAUUUCAUCUUUCCAUCUUUCAAUCUUUCCAUCCAUUCAUUCCUUCAUUCCUUCAUUCAUUUCUCCUCAUUUGUAUCAAUAUUUUAAACUUAAAUAAAUCUCAUUCAUACCCAUUAUAUACCAUAUUGCUGUUUUGUCGUUCUAAAAUUUAACACCUCAAAAAAUAUAACUGAGUAAUUCUAAAAUUUACUACUACUAUCGCAUUAUAAUAUUAAAAAGAAAAUGGUUUUAAUUAAUGGGGUUAAAUAUGCCUGUGAAAGGUGUAUCAGAGGCCAUAGAGUAACUACUUGUACUCAUACUGAUCAACCAUUAACUAUGAUUAAACCAAAAGGUAGACCUGCAAGUCAAUGUCAACAUUGUCGAGAACAACGUAAAUUAAAAAAUUUACAUGUUCAAUGUACUUGUGGUAAAAAAGGUAAAUCCCCUGGUAUGCAUUUAGCCAGUUGUUUAUGUCAUAAAAAUAGUCAUUGUACUUGUUCAAAUAGUCAAAAGAAUUUAUUAAAUUCCGGUAAUGGUAAUAUUCAUCAUUUAAAUGCAAGUGAAAGAGCCAAGAAGAAAUCAUUAAUUUCUGCUGCAAAUUCAGAAUUGCCUAAUUUUCCAUCUUCUUCAACUUUCACUCCUUCAUUAAGUUCAAAUUAUAUCAUUGAAGAUGUUGUUGUCCCUUUCGAUGUAGGUAAUUCAACUGGAUCAGCUAAUGCUAAUGGUUUAUUUGAUUUAUUUUCAAGUAAUGGUGAGAUUCAAAAUACUAAUAAUUCUCAAGAUAAUUCCAUUAAUCAUUCUAUUUCCCAUACGAAUAGUAAUUCGGUCAAUAAUUCAAGAACUAAUUUAAUUGAUUCUAAUAGUAAUUCUUCUGUAUCACCAGUAACAUCUACUAAUUAUCAAAAUGGUAAUGGUGGUAAUGAAAAUUUAACUAAUAGUGAUAAUAAUGAUGAUAGAAAGGCUAACUCAUCCACUCCAAAUCCUUCUAACUUUCAUAUUAAAACUGAAGACAUUGAUAAUUCUCCCAAUUCUAUUUCUUUACGUCCUUCAUCUUCAGCUUCAAUUAAUCCUCAUAUUAAACAAAAGCAACAACAUCAACUUAAACCAGAUGAAGAAGAUCAUCCUUCCAAACUUGAUCUUGAUUUUAAAAAUGAAUUCGACCAAGAUUAUGAAUCUCAUUUGACUCCAACUGAAUUAGAUUUGGUAGAUAGAAUGUUUCCUUUAUUUCCGUUGGUUGGAAGCUUGAGUUUUGAUGAUGAUAAAACUCAACCUUUACUGUCAAUUCCAUUAUCAACCCCUUAUAAUAAUGAUAGUUCAAAUUCACUUUCAACUCCAGUUUCAGUUUCAAAUUCAUUCAACACCACCAAUAGUAUUAAUGCUAAUCCUCAUAUGAAUAUCCAUCAUAGUCUGAUUGGACAAAAGUAUGGCUCUUCAUCAAGUACAGGAAAUACUAGUCCAGCCACUAAUAAUAUCCAUCAAUCUACCAAAAUUACUAAACCUCAUCAACCAAAACCAACUAGACCAACUGCUAUCGUUCCUAGUACAAGUCAUAGUCAUAGUAAUAGUUAUAAUCAUACCAAUUCAAACUCCUCAUCCAAUGUUAAUAUUGCUGGUUCUAAUCCUCCUGGUAACAAUGCUAGUACUAAUUCUACCAAUUCUGGAUCUCAUUAUCAACCAAUACGACCAAAACGUCCUGAGAGUGUGUUAUCAAUUGCUUCAAAUUCUUCAAGCAGAUCAUUUGAUAUCAAUAAUGUGAAUAAUAAUAGUGGUAAUGGUAAUAAUCAUCUCAAUAAUGGUACUCAAAAUAGUUCUAUAAAUUAUACAAGUCAUACAAGUAUAAUAGCGGGUCCAGGAAGUCAUUUGGCUAAUAUGUCUCAGAAUCCAUCAUCCACGUUUUUAAAUGGUAAUUUACCUAACGCAUCUAAUUCUCAAGCUUUCCCUCCUAGUAUUCCUUUCCCAAGUUAUGAUAGUAGUGGUAAUAAUAACAAUGCCACUGCUUCGAGUACUGCAUCUUCGCAAUUUGGUGGAAGUGGAUUGAAUGAAAGUAAUAAUAAUCAAAAUGCCAAUAAUAAUGGUAAUACUGGUUUUGGUAUUAGUGGGGGUCCUUUAAUGGGAAAUAACCACGAUGGCCAUUAUCAUCAACAUCCAUUUGGUAGAAUUGGUUUAGGAUCUACUAAUUCAUCAACUAAUAAUAUUACUCGCUUAGAUGAAGAAAAUAUUAGUAUUCAUGAGAAUGAUUCAAGUUUUAAUAUUGAUUCUUUAUCAAAUAAUGGAUUUCAAAAUGGUAGUGGUAUUGAUAGUGAUUUUAUGGAUUCUGAAAAUUGGUUUAAUGAUUUAACGUCGGUAGAUAAUAAAAUUAGAAGAAAUACAUCUUUAUCAACUACAUCAUCCUUUGCUAACAUUUAUAGUAAUAGCACUUCCAAUAAUCCAUUCAGUGAACAUUCGACCAUCAAGAGACAAUCAAGUUUACCAAGAAGAUCAACUACUAAUGGUUUCACAGAUUUGACUAUAUCUAAUAGCGAUACUAAACUAUCUCACUCAAUUGCUAGAGCCAAUACUACUAAUUCUAUGUCGUCUGCUCAUGCUGCCAAUACUUCAACCGUAGCUUCUACUACUGGUGCUUCAAUUGGUGGUUCUUCUUCUGCUGCUGCAUACAUUGAUAAUUCAAUUUCAAUAACUCCACCACCAAAUAAUUCAGACAAUGAGUUAUCAUUCCCUCCAUUUCAACAAUUACCACUGCAACAAAGUGUAAAGGGUGGAAGUAUCUCACAAUCAGAAAGUAGUCAACGACAACAGUUACAACAACAUCAACAAGAACAGCAACCUGACUAUGAAUUUCAAGCUCCUAUGUUUUCUGAUUUAUUAUCACCAAUAUACGAUAGUAACAAGGCUCAAUAUGAUUAGAGACUAAAGCUUACGUUCCAACUUAUUUAUUCAUUCAUUCACUCAUUCUAACAUUUAUUUAUUUAUUCAUGAUAACGAAGACAAAGACAACAAAGGUAAAAAGUAAAAUAAAAUCAAAUUUACCGCCAUGAUGUUCCCUAUUCUUUUAUUUUAUUCUUUUUUUUUAUUAUUAAAUUAUUGGCUUUAUCUACCUAUACAAUUGUAAUUUACCUUUUAUGUUAUCAUUAUAUCGCUAUUAUAUAUUUCCUUCCCUUUCCAUCCCCUUUUCUUGGUUUUCUUCUCUUUGUAUUCUUAUUUCUAUGGUUUUAAUUUAGGUAUUUAUAUAGUU